AUGGGGUCUUUGGAAGCCGGACCUAGACAUAGGGACCAUUUGCCAGCCAUUGGUUUUCUAGGCAAGGACGGGUCUGGAUACCCUCAAAAACACGCCAUCGCGACAGCCACCCCUGGGUCGACAACACCACUUGUCAGUCCUACCACAAUGUAUUCAAGCCAACCAGUGCCCUACUCCUAUCAGCCGCCGAAUGUCAGCUCAGCGCCUCCGCCUGGGUAUAUUUCCCCACCGGAUUCACGACGUGCGCUCGAGGAGGAAAAGGAGAAACACACUCAGCCGCAAAGGCAAUCUCUACCAUCAAUUCAUGAGGCUCUUGGAAACGAUAAUCCUCUUCCAUAUCCUGCUCCGCCUACUUCAGCCCCUCCUCCCCAUCAAGUUUAUCACUCUGCGCCAUCUCAUCCUGUAUCCUCCACUGUUGGGCGUCCGGGCGGAGAAGGGCCACCAGGACCACCAAACCCGUUUUCGAAUGGUGCGCCAACAGGACCGUUUAUGCGGGAUCCUGCAGCUGCCCAUCAGACUCAAUUGCAGGCUGAGGCAUCACGGUCCAGUUUGGCAUCGUUGAAUACACAAGAUUCGAGAAAUGCUUCGCUGCAUUCGAUCAGCUCGGGCAGAUCUCCUACGCAGAGUGCAAAAACUGGAAUUACAUCGAUCGCAGGCUCGCAGACUUCUUCGGGGUACGAAUACAGUGCGCCUACAUCUGCGGGUAGCAUUGCUUCACCCAACGGCUACGCUGCAUUUUCACAACCGUUUUCUUUCCAAUCGCAACCACCAAAUGCACCAGCAUACCCGGCAGCUUCUUACGACGCUCGGCCUUAUAUGGGUGGUGCGUGGAAACCGGGCGCGGCAGAACCAGCACGUGUCGAAGAGGUGAAAACUGGGCUCGCGGCCCGCCAUGCUAUUCCGGGACAGCCCCAUAACGACGCUGUCAAACGCCAUUUGGACAUUUACGAUGUGGAGACUUCGCUGAAUGAGAUUGCCGAAAUGAGCACCCGCAGUCUGGAAUUCUCGCGACACUAUGCUGCCAGAGCGCACCAGACACAACGAUCUGGGCCCGUCUUAGGGUCUCUGCCCUCUCUCCACGAGGUGGAGGAGAUGCUCAAUGUGCAACGUCGCAAUCAGGAUGCCCUGUUGCGCAUACGAACCGCGGUACUCAACCAAGAACACGCCAUGGCGGAACAGAUGGCCCAACGAAAGGCUUUCAAAACCGGUGGAGUUCAUGACGAUGACCACAUGGCAGUGUACCAGGAGGAUUUCAAAGGCAGUGGCGGGUUUGCCGGUGCCGAUUCGAAGAAGCGACGAGGGAAGGCUGCCCCUCCCGGUCGUUGCCACAGCUGCAACCGAGCCGAAACACCAGAAUGGCGUCGGGGUCCAGAUGGAGCCCGAACACUGUGCAAUGCCUGCGGGUUGCACUAUGCCAAGUUGACACGCAAGAUGGGCGCUAACAAGGCGUCGUCGUUGGGUUCGAAUCUGAAGCCCAAGACCUCGCUUGACUCGGCGUCGCCCAGCAGCCAUUAG
Messenger RNA from Aspergillus wentii DTO 134E9, 1515 nucleotides. RefSeq names its product GATA-type sexual development transcription factor NsdD (gene nsdD). Lineage: Eukaryota; Fungi; Ascomycota; Eurotiomycetes; Eurotiales; Aspergillaceae. Gene Ontology annotation, molecular function: sequence-specific DNA binding; zinc ion binding. Gene Ontology annotation, biological process: regulation of DNA-templated transcription. The transcript is spliced from 4 exons. The record is from RefSeq and is a predicted model, not a curated record. The coding region runs from base 1 to 1515 and encodes 504 amino acids.